Molecule: messenger RNA, 2190 nt
Organism: Closterium sp. Naga37s-1
Lineage: Eukaryota; Viridiplantae; Streptophyta; Zygnematophyceae; Desmidiales; Closteriaceae
Source: the annotation of a GenBank genome assembly
AUGAUUGAGUCGACUCGGAAUAUCAAAUCAGCUUCGGACACACAGGAAGCCGCUGGGGGAGGCGCGGGGAGGGGGAAGCGCGUGAUUGUGCACUGCGCGCCGCUGCAGGAGCAAGGGGGGGGGCGGCGGAGGAGCAGGAAGCGCCAAGGACAGGGAGUGCGGGAAAGCUCAGAUAGGGGCAGGGCAAGAGGGCGGGGCGGCAGCAGCCUGCCUGAAGCAGAGCCGAGGAGUGGGGAUGGGUGGGCGUUGGUGGGGAGCGGUGGUGGGACGCCUAAGUCUCAUGCAGCGAAGCAAGUCGCCCCUGAGGUACAGCCACAGCCGCAAUCCCUGGCUGGGUGGGCGGGCUGGGGGAGCCAAGGGGGUUGCGGGGACGGAGGGGUUUGGGGGGGCGGGCCGAUGGGCGCACCAGGGGGUGUGCGGGCGGGGGGAGUUGCGCCAGGCAGGGGAGGGGGGUGGGGGUCGCUGCUGGCUGUCUGUGCUGCAGGGGCGGCUGGGUGUGCGGUGAUGGAGUUGGGGGUGGAAAAGGGGAAAGAAGCUGCUGGCGUGAUGGCGGAUGCAUGGAGGCAUCUGCACGGGGAUUGGCUGCUGCUACGGGUGGAGUGUGCUGACAUGGCUGGUCUUAGUGCUAGUAUCAAAUCCGAUGAUAGCGGAUCAGUCUUGAAUAACCGUGAAUCUGGUGGUGCAGUUGGUGCAGGUGGUGGGAAUCAGAGCAACGGGAGCAACAGCAGCGUUGUUUCACACACCAGCAGUGAAAUUGCUGGUGGCAAGUCCAGUGAUGGCGCUGUGAGCAGAAAGCGAGUGGUGGUGCUGGGGUCGGGGUGGGGCGCAGUGAGCUUCCUUAAAGCCAUAGACACGCAUGGGUAUGAUGUGACGCUCAUCUCACCCCGCAACUUCUUCCUCUUCACGCCGCUGCUGCCAAGUGUCACCACGGGAGUGGUCGAGGGCAGGAGCAUCGCCGAGCCAAUCAGGCGCAUCCUGUUGAGGCAGCACGGCAGCUCAGCAUGCUUCCUCGAAGCUGAGUGCAUGGCCAUCGACCCCGCCUCCAGGACCCUCUCCUGCCGCGCCCCUGCUGCCCUGCCCGCUCCGCUGCCAAUGCCGACUGUGGCAAAGGUUGGAGGUCAGGAGGAGGGUGACGGGGAGACGACACGAGGAGGAGCUGAAAGAAAAUGUGGUGGCGCUGUUGAUGGAAACGUAGCUGCUGCUGGGGGUAACACGGAAGGAGGUGGCGGCGAGAGUGGCGGCGAGAGUGGCGGCGGGUGUGGCGGGGCGAGGGAGGUGCGCUUCACAGUGCCGUACGACAUGCUGGUGGUGGCCGUGGGAGCCGUCCCCAACACGUUUGAUGUUCCUGGCGUGCAGCAGCACUGCCAUUUCUUAAAGGCAAUGCCGUAUGACAUGCUGGUGGUGGCCGUGGGGGCCGUGCCCAACACGUUCAAUGUUCCUGGCAUGCAGCAGCACUGCCACUUCCUCAAGGUGAGCACUGUGGCACUGGGCACCGGAAGCACCAAGUCCCUUGCCCUUCUCCCCCCAUCUCUUCCCCGCAUGCCUUCCCCCCGUCCCUUCCCCCAUCCCUUCCCCCCAUUCCCUCUCCCCAUCCCUUCCAACCAUCCAGUCCCCUCAUCCUUUUCCCCCAUCCCUUCCCCCAUCCCUUCCCCCCAUCUCUUCCUCCCAUCCCUUCUCCCCAUCUCUUCCCCCCACCCUUUCCCCCCCAUCCCCUUCCCCCCAUCCAUCCCUUCCAACCAUACCGUCCCUCCAUCCCUUUCCCCCAUCCCGUCCCCCCAUCCCGGUCCCCGCAUGUCGUCUCCCCCAUCUCUCAUCCCAUCCCACUGCGCACCAUCAGUCGCUGGACGAUGCCGAUGCCAUCAGUCGCUGGAUGUUGCAGAUGGCAUCAGUAACAAUACUUUGAGCUUUGACCGCUCAUCGACCGCUUUGAUGCAGCCCCCCUUCAACCCCUAUCCCCUUUUCCCCUUCUCGUUCCCCCCAUCCCGUUCCCCCCAUCCCUCUCCCCCAUCCCCCUUCCCCCAUCCAGUUCCCCCCAUCUCUCCCCUCGAUGUCACUGCACACCUAUUUCUCCCCCCACCACCUCUCUCUCUGCCAUCGCUGGACGAUGCAGAGGCCAUCAGAAACACGCUCAUCGACUGCUUUGAGGAGGCGUGCCUGCCGGGAAUAGAAGCAGACGAGCAACAGAGGUAA